Tetrahymena thermophila SB210 is the source of this 687-nucleotide messenger RNA. RefSeq lists its product as hypothetical. The transcript has a single exon. Lineage: Eukaryota; Ciliophora; Oligohymenophorea; Hymenostomatida; Tetrahymenidae. The record is from RefSeq and is a predicted model, not a curated record.
AUGAACCCCGAACAAUACGGAUCAGAACUUCUCUAACAAUAUGAAAAUAUGAUCGCAAAUGUUGCUGAAUGGCGUACAAAUAUUUAUAAUAUUUUGCACUUGGCACAAUGGAAGAAAUAAUAAUCUCCACGCAUGUAAAGUGAUAUCAGCUUAAUUUAAAACGCUUUGACUAUUCCCUAGAAUUAUGAUAUCGGCGAUUUCGCUGUUUAAUAAGUAAACAUUAUGAUUGGAUACAAGGCACUUUUCGAAUAAUUGGUUGAGUCUCAUCGCUAACUUAUUUAAGGAUACUAAAAUGUCUUGUCCUUGAGUCUCCUUCUUGAUUUAGAAUAAAAAACUAUGACUCUUUUAACUUAUUUUAAUUAUCUUCCCCUUUCUGCAAGCGCUCAAUGCGUUCCCUUAGUAAUGGUUCAAACAGAGAGCAAGAAGAACACAUCUGUUUGUAAUUUUGAUGAAUCAUAAAACAGUUUUUCUUAAUUGCCUACUUAAUAAACUAUCUUUAGCUCUGUUUAAUCUCUUUCUCAUAUUGAAUCAAAUAUUUAGGAUGAGACUAUUUUCAACGGAAAAAAUUCUUUGAGUUCUAUAACCUGCAUCAAGGAAAAGGGAUUUGAAUAAUCAUUUUCGAAUAACAGCAGCUGGGCUUCAAUUAAUAGCAUGGGAUAAUCUGAAGCUAUAAUUGAUGUCGAGUGA